Molecule: messenger RNA, 912 nt
Organism: Neohortaea acidophila
Lineage: Eukaryota; Fungi; Ascomycota; Dothideomycetes; Mycosphaerellales; Teratosphaeriaceae
Product: methyltransferase
Exons: 1
Coding region: 73-903 (276 amino acids)
Source: RefSeq, a predicted model, not a curated record
CCAUUCAAUCACUUCCCUUGCCUUCGCCCACCAAGUAGACCAGACACGCACGCCCAAUCAACACCACCCACCAUGGCCAAAGAUCACUGGUCCUCAGCAGCGUACAACUCCGCCGCCAACUUCGUCCCGCAACUCACGUCCAAAGUCGUCGCCUACCUCGACGUCCAACCCACCGACCACAUCCUCGACCUCGGCUGCGGCGACGGCACCCUAACCUACCAGCUCGCCGCCGCAGCCCCGCAAGGCCGCGUAUUGGGACUCGACAACUCGGCCUCCUUCAUCUCCACCGCGCAGGAAAAGCACACCACCCCGAACAGCACGUACCGGCACGUCGACUGCUCGAAGUUGAGCAGUUGUCCGGACGCAAUCGACGGCUCAUGGGACAAGGUCUUCAGUAAUGCAGCAAUGCAUUGGAUCCUGCGCGACCCCUCCAUCCGCCACCCUUUCUUCGCCGAUGUCCACAAAGCCCUCAAACCCGGCGGCAAAUUCGUCUUCGAGCAAGGCGGCGCAGGCAAUGUGGCCGAAGCGCACGCCGCCGCAAUCUCCGCUUUGAUCCACGCCGGCGUGCCCGUGGCGGAAGCCUACGAGGCAUCACCCUGGUUCUUCCCUAGUCCGGACUGGAUGCGCGGCGCGCUGGAGAAAGCCGGGUUUGAAGUCGAGGUGUGCGAGCUGGAGUAUCGGCCUACGAAGCUGACGGCGGAGAGUGGAGGUUCCGGGGCUGGAUUGGAGGGGUGGGUGCGGUUGAUGUGUGCGCAGUUUCUGGAUGCGGUGGAGGAUGGGAAGAGAGAUGCGGUGGCGAGGGAGAUUUGUACCGUGCUUGAGCCUGUCGUUACGAGGGGCGAGGAUGGGUCGCGGUGGAUGGGGUAUUGUCGGUUGAGGGCUGUUGCGAGGAAGAAGGCGUGAGGAGGAUGU